This is a messenger RNA of Coregonus sp. 'balchen', 10856 nucleotides long. Lineage: Eukaryota; Metazoa; Chordata; Actinopteri; Salmoniformes; Salmonidae. The record is from the annotation of a GenBank genome assembly.
AUGAAGUGUCAUGGAGAGUCUGAAUGCCACUACGCAUAUGACCAAUAUCUUUACGCCUGUGCGCCUGUUAUCAACAGGGAUAGGAAGAAGUGUCCCAGCCACUGCAUCUCGUCCCUUAUCCAGCUGAAUCUAACCGAGACCGGCCCGUCUCUGGAGGACUGUGACUGCGCCUCGGACCCCGUCUGCCAAAGCACCAAACGCGCCAUAGAGCCGUGCCUGCCUCGGACAAGCAACAUGGGCUGCACGGAAGCCCGGCGGCAAUGCGAGAGAGACUCCCAAUGCAGCUCGGCAAUGCGCGACUAUUUGUUUCACUGCCGUAAACUUUUCGGAGGGGAGAGAUGUUCGGACGAUUGCAGGAGGGUGAUUGCCAACAUGCGCAAUAUACCCAAAGCACAACAACUUGAUACUUGUGUUUGUGAUGGCACAGAGAGGACCAUAUGCGAGUAUGUCAAAGUUAGUAUGAAAAACUUUUGCUUUGACUCUAUGGACAGAUACGCGGGCAGCGGGUUUUCUGAUUCAGAGGACGACUCUGAAGAUGAUUAUGAUGAUAUGGAGGAUUAUAUAUAUGUGGAAAACAAUAGUGGUUCAUCCAGAUCCGCCUGUCAUGGUGUUGUUUGGACUGCUGCUGUGGCCACCAUUUUGGUUCUAAUGAAUCUUAUCUGAUAGUGCAGCCUACCCCAGUUGAUUCAGCUGUUGGGAAAGUUGUUCGAGAAAGAGAGGCCUGUGAAAUGUUGACACAGACAGAAUAGCUCAUGAAAGAGUUAUAACACCAGCACACCUGCUUUAGCAUAUACUUUUUGUGUAUGAAGGAUUUUAUGGCCUUUGCUCUGCUGUCUUCUUCAUGGAGCUUCUUCCCAACAUUCCGUCUGGUCUCUGUCUCACUCUGUCUCUGUGCUGAUAUGCUAUGGGUCAGUAAUUUAGGUAAAAACAUUUUAUAUUUCAAAUGUAUACUUUUUUGGGGUGAAUCUAAAAGGUUUAUAGAAUAAUUUCAAGACAGCUGUGCACCUCUAGGCUAUGUAAUAUUUUAACCAAACCUUGAAGAAUGUUAUAGGCCUAUUUCAUCAGCUAUUGCCUUACCUUGUGUAUCAUCACAAAAUAGCCUACAAUUUAUGGAAGUUUGACACAACAUUUUCUUUCAUGUGGAUAGACAAGUGACUUAGAAGAGUACGCUGCUAUACUGCUGUUUCGAGACAAUAAUGAAAACAACAGUAUUUAAAACAUUCUCUUCUUAGUCACUUGGUUGUAAUGUGGAGAGACUAAUCAAGUUGUCUUAUUUUCUUAUGAGCUAGACAAUAGACAUAGACAUACAUGUCAUUAAGAUGUCAUUUAAAUUCUAGUCAGUGGAUAAUCAUCUAGGCAAUGCAUGUGACGCAAGCACCUGACAAUAGUUUGAUUGGUUGGUUAGCCUACAUUACUAGCCUUAAUCAUGUCCCACACAUUUCGUUAAGCUCAGUAUCAAUAUAAAGUUUUGAAAAAGUUUUAAGGGAGAUUAUUUUUAUAUGUCAAAAUCUGUAAAGUUAAAUUGUACAGUUUAUUGUAUGAUAUUGAUUUUGUUUCCAGAGAUAUGUGUUUAUUACUGCUAAGAAGAGAUUUGCGCUGUAUAGAAAUGACGUGAAAUGCUUCACUGUGACUAUUGUAUAUUCCUUUGUGUCCACAGAGGUGAAAAUAUAAGUCUUCUUGCUUAAAGUGCUAUAUGACUCUUGAUUAUUUUACUCCACUCUUCCUUAUAUGGCCGUAUGGCACUGGGCAGCAGGCUAUUUCAGUACUAUAGGGAAAUAUAAAAAUAUAAGUCUUGCUUUAAAGCGGCAAUCAGCUGUUGAGACAAUAACGCGUUCUCCUCACCCGUUUCUGUAAAAAGCAGAGGGAUGGGGCUGGAGAAAUGUAAAGACUCUCAAAUUCAUAGACAGAGCUAUGGAUGCAACGACUGACCAUCCAUGAUAUCAAAAUAAUAGUUUUAACCAUGUUUUGCUACAUCCAUUUUUGGACUUAUAAAUUAUGAACCCAUUUGAUUCUUGAAGAAUAUAGCAUAUAAAUGCCUCAUGAGCUUAGUUCAACUGUCGUACCCCAUCAGCACCCACAAUAUAAGCUUUUUUUACUCCAAUGGUUUUAAAUAAAGUAAAUGUAAACAAACACUAUAGCCUCAAAACAUAGUUCGAACUAUAAUUUCGAUAUCAUGGAUGGUCAAUUUGAGAGUGGUUACAUUUCUCCAGCCCCAUCCCUUCAGCUUGUUAUUGUUUCAACUGGGGAUUGCCCCUUUAAAGUGCUAUUUGACUCUUGAUUGUUUCACUCUUAACUCUACCUUAAGUGGCCAUAUGAGCACUGGGCAGCAGGCUAUUUCAGUAUGGUGUCUCUCAAGUCUUUUGACAGCUGUACCAAUCCUUUCUACCAUCACAAAAACCCCUCAUUACGAACCAUCAGUUGAUCUGAGCUACUGAAUGUUGCCUAAAUCCAGGAGCAAAUAAAGAGGAAAAGAAAAGUUCUUAGUCGGAUCGAUAUACACUUGACCUUGUAAACAUCAAUGUUUGCUGAAGGCAUAAACUGUUAAUGCUGAAAGACUGUUUAAACAUGAGGAAGAAAGACUCCAUCUCCUGGGGAUUGCUGCUCAAAUGGAGCCAAGAAGGGCCUGGCUAGUUUAUUUAUCCUCACCCCAUGUGUUUGUUAAAAGUCUUCACACAGAGAGGAGACGGGGAAAGGAAAGCUGUGUCCGGAUGAAUGGAGACUUAAGUAGCCAUUACAAAUGCACUCUGAUUGGACUGCUGUUGCUGUGUGUGGUGUGUGUUAGCUACCGGCUGUUGCUAUGUAUGUGUAACAAAGUAGAAGUGUUUUUCUUUUUAAACACUUUUGCGUCAACUUUACUAUUAUUAUUUAUCACCCUGAACAGAAUUUAAAUGGCUGGUUAUAGACCCAGGUCUACUUGUAGAAGUUGUAGCCUAGCCUAACCCACUACCACCAAGGAAACCAUUUUAUUUGUGUGGAGAUAUGCUAUCACAUUUGUUUUCUCAUUUGGCACCACUGAGAGCCAGAAAAAGAGAGAGGGGACAUCACCCUCUCCUUCAACACUUGUCACAACAGGGACUUGAGAGCAAUGAUGGCAGCCAUGUUGUUUCUCUCUGGAGGAGGACAAGGGCCCUCCAGCCCAGUGAAUGGAGGAGAAGUCGAGUGGCACAACUGUCAUGGAAAUGUGAAACACACAAUGGUGGAGCGGCACAAUGUGCAGGCACUUCAUUCUCUCUCUUUCUCUCUGACAGCAUCUCCUCGGAGAGAGGGGCGGUUGGGGGAGUUGGGGGAGAGACAGAGACUGCAGAUAGGGGCUUCUUGGAAGGACUUGAGAAACUUCUGUCAAAGUUGUAUCUCUCUUUCUCUGUGUGAUGCCUCCAUGCUUAACAUUAGGUGACGCUCACUUGGCUUUAUUUGAAGGUGUGCUUAUGAACUGUUUAUGAAGAUUAUUAAAUAGUUUGUCAGCUAUUAAACGUAAUACAUUUAUAAGGCCUGAUGUUUCUGAUGUAUAUGAGUAAACGUCUUUAUGAUAAGACAUGUAUUAGGUACAACACACAUUAUUCAAUUAUUAAAUCUGCUAUAUAAUCAGGUUAACAAACUAUUUCAUACUGGUUUAUAAGGAGUCUGUGAACAGUUUUACAGCACAUGAUGCAUGUUUUAUUAUUAGCUCUUUAUAAAUACAGUUUUAGGAAGCGUACAUUUGAGAUAGUAGUUUACUAUCAGAAUUACAAUUAUGUGAUAUGAUAGCCAAUUAAAGCUAACACAUUUUUAAGCUGCAUAGCAGAUACCUAGCUAAAAAAUCAUUUGCCAUUGAAGAUAACAUAAACAAUUAGCUGAUCUAUAUAACCACUCAACACUUCGAUUCACUUAACAUUUUGAUUGUUACUGCAGUGCACAUUCAAAUAGACUGCAGUCCUAAAUAGAACCAAUGAUGUAUUGUGCUUCAAUUGCUAUUAGUUUCCUUCCCACUGAAUGUAAAAAAGAAAAAUAUGCAAACUGUGGAAACCCUGCAGCUCUGUCACGGUGAUGUGGCGAAUGCAUUUAUGGGCCUUUGUUAGCCGUCACAAAAGAGGGUACUGCCGCUUUAAGAGAGCAGGCCUGGGCUCCAACCAUUAAUAAUUGUAAUGCCUCUUUAUUAUUGCUGGGGAUAAUGAAGGAAUGAGAGUCAUAUGGGGCCCCCAAAACCAUACUUUCCCCUGAAAUGUUUUCAAUUAACUUUUGGCACCAGAGGAAAAUAGGCAAGUAGUUUUUUUCCCAUCAUGCUGAAACAGAGGAGAGGCUAGAGCCGGACGGGGUACGGCGCUGCGGGACACAGUACCUCAUUAAAGUAGCCUCAUCAUAACUCAAAGUGCUGCUUUUGCAGCCCCCUACUCCUAGUACCCCCGCUACACACACACACACACACACACACACACACACACACACACACACACACAUACACUCAGAUGUUCAUACAUACACACACACACAUACACACUAAGCCCUCUCCUUCAGGGUUACUCUGUGUUCUGCAGAAGCAGACUAAUAGUCUUACAUUAGUGGACAUUCCAAUCUAGACGCAAUUAAGGCGAUGAGAUGACUUAUGGUUGAGAUGCUUCUUGGAACAAUCAUGACUAACAAAUUCCCAUGAGCAUAAUGACCACAUUUUUCCCUGUGAAGUCUUCUAGAACUUUCUCUCAGUUUACAUAGCAUUUGUAGGUGAGGCAAACAUACUGUACAUAUACAAACUGUACAUUUAAUCUAUGUAAACUGGAGUUAGGAAAUAAGUAUCAGAUAAAUAAGGUGCAUUGUGUGUGUCGCAAAAAGGAGCAUAUUAAAUUAGAUUUGUGUUAUAAAGUUGUGAUAUGAGAAUAACAUUUGCGGCCCCUGAACUAUUUUCCAUGUUGUUUUCGUAGCAUGUGUAGGGUACUCAAUGAACUGCCCACAAUGGUCAGUAAUGAAAUUACUCUCUUUCUCUUUUAAGCCUCUGUGAAACUCUUCCAAAAAGUUUUCAAAAUUCCAAGCUGCCACAUUGAUUCUGUCACGUCAAGUCCUUUCUGAGUUCACCGGCUUUUGAAAAAAGGGAAACUGUCUCUAAUCCAGUUAGACUUCCUUGUGCCUCAUGUGAAGCGAGAUGGGGAGAAAAAGUAAAAAAAGAGGGGGAAAGGUAAGAUUUAAGUUGCUCUCAAAGAGAAGGUUGGUUUCCUAGUCAUGUGUAAACAGUCAGCCUAUCUUAGAAACCAUGCUGAUUUGAAAUUGAACUUUAAAGUAUAAAGCAAGUGUGUAAGGUUUUCUAAAUAUACUGUAUAAACAUGCUACAGUAAAUUAUAUUUGUUUAAAUGCAAGAUCUUAGGACUUAGGGGUAACUUUUCCUCAGUGGUGUAAAAAUACUUUAAAGAACUACUUAAGUAGUUUUUUUUUGGUGUCUGUACUUUACUAUUUAUAUUUUUGAUUACUUUUACGUUUGCUUCACUACAGUCAAACCAAGGUUUUACUCCAUACAUUUUCCCUGACACCAAAAAGCACUCAUUACAUUUUGAAUGCUUAGCAGGACAGGAAAAUUGUCCAAUUCAUGCACUUAUCAAGAGAACAUCCCUGGUCGUCCCUACUGCCACUGAUCUGGUGGGCUCACUAAACACAAAUGCUUCAUUUGUAAAUUAUGUCUAAGUGUUGGAGUGUGCCCUGGCUAUCCGUAAAUAAUAAAACAAGACAAUUGUGCCGUGUGGUUUGCUUAAUAUAGGGAAUUUUAAAUUAUUUAUACUUUUACUUUUGAUACUUAAGUAUAUUUUAGCAGUUACAUUUAAGUAUAUUUAAAACCAAAUACUUUCAGACUUUUAAUCAAGUAGUAUUUUACUGGGUAUUUUACGUGAGUAAUUUUCUAUUAAGGUAUCUUUACUUUUACUCAAGUAUAACAAUUGAGUACAUUUUCUCCCACUGCUUUUCCUCUUUCAUUGACACAUAUUUGCUUGUCAUGACUGUAUUAAACCACACCACGUCUUGUGGACGGGGUGUCUGCCAGUAGUCUUGACUACUUAAACCUCUCAGAACUGACCAGAGAAUAAACAAACUCACCCACAGACAAACUGAGUACGUAAACCCCACCGCAGCGGCCAACUGAGGUCUGUGGAGGCUAUAGGGGGGUUAGGAAGGGCGCUGCCUGGUUCACCCUGAGCUUUAGGAGAGGUGAGAGGGGGGUUACAGUGGGGGAUGGGCUGAUUUAUGGUUGUUAAGUGCAUGGGGGAAGGGUUGGGAGUUUGAGGAGUGACGGACUGGGGUGUGUAGAGGGAGAGGGGGGCGGAGGUUGAAUGUUGUUGAGUUCAGACCUCUCUGAAUGAUGAUGCUGACACACAGGCUGUGUCCCAAAUGGCACCCUAUUCCCUGUGUACUGCACUACUUUCACUACAUAGGGAAUAGGAUAGGGCUCUGGUCAAAAGUAGUGCACUAGAUAGGGAAUAGGGUGCCAUUUUGGACACAGAUAAAGAAGGAGGAUAUUCACCCCGGCCAAGCAGAUAACUUCUCCUAACCAAGGGAUCUCUGGAUGUUGGCGCUCAGCGGGGCGCCCUGAUUGAUUUCUCGUUCCUGCCGCUCCCUCCUGCGUCCUGGGCCAGAGAAGACGAAUAGAGGUACGCAAAAGUUUUGAAAGGACCAAGGGAGUGGGGAGUGAAGUGUAGGUUUUGAGUUUGGGCUGGGGGUAGAGUAAGAGGAUAGAGGAGGAGGAAGGAACACAAAACAUUGCUGACACAGGGCAUAACUUCAUUUCCACGGUGCUGGGACAGCUGUGCGCAGUAAUCUGCCAUGGCGGCGCUCUAAAACAUCAAUGGCUUCACUGACCCCAGGGGGGAGACUCCAACUGUGUCCAGCCGUUUAGAGGAGAGGACCAGGGAGUGGAGCCCCUUUCACACCAUUCAGGGGUUUGUCUUAAAGAAAUAUAUACCCCCCUUUACCUCUCUGAGAGGAGAACGUCUGAUAAUAUGGGGGCCUGUGUGUUUAGGUCCAAUGACGCAAGGAGACAACAAUGGGUCAUUUUUUAAAGCAAACUUAGAAUUCAUGCCUUAGUUCUAUAGCUGUUUGAUCAAUGAGCUGGGAAACAAUCACACACAUCCCUAUAUGCAAGAGUUUUGAUCUUGGGAAAAUAUUUUUGGGAAAGUUAGAUUACCUUUAUUUUAUUUUACUUUUAGAUAUUGUCACCAUUCUGUAAGUUGCAAAUUGUUGUUUGGAAAAUGUACAAACAUUAAAAUAAUAUAUUCUGAUGUGGAAUAUGGCUUUAUACAGCCUAUAAGGACCCACAUAAUUUCAACCAAGAUACAUAGGCACCUAAAUGGGAUUUGUGUGUGUGAUAAUUUUUGUGAAAUAAUGAUUGUUGUCUAUUUCAUUUUGAAGUAAAUGACCCUACCAUUCGUUGAGAUACAGAUGUUACAUUUUGUCUUGUCAUUUGACCUGUUUUCACAUUGUGCACUUGCUGUUGCUAUACAUGUUUUUUGUGUCGUUAUGGAAUCAAGAAAAGUUUUGUAGUAAAGGUUUUUAACUUCUCCUUUCCCUCAAACUCAUGUCACUAAAUCACUAAACCAACCUCACACUUUCAGAUUGCCCAUUAUAACAUAACCAACAUGUUUUAGCAUAAAAACAGAACGUUAGAAAAACAACUCCCACAACUACACUCUCCUUUCAAAUAACGUUUCAAAGUCGUUUUUCCCUUUUGCGUGCUCAACGAUUAACCAAUAUAAAAAAACAUGAGUAAACAGAGAACUGGGAGAGUCUAUCGAUGGCGAGAGGUUCAUUAUUUUGUGCUAACCAUGUUGUUAACCUAAGAUAAUGGCUCGAGGCUGGGGUGCUGUCGGCAGUGAAUAGGGCUGAAUGGGGGCUCAAAGCUUUACUCCAUUAUCCUGACAUCCUGAGGGCCAGGGGCCACCACCCCUAGCUGCUGUCUACUAGGUAUUCAUCCAUCACACAUUCCUCCCUCUCUCUCUCUCCCUCCUCUAUGCUCUGUGGCUUUUUCAUUUUGCGAUAAAGCGAGGGAGGAUCGAUGGUGUUAUUUUUGAAAAACAAACUGCAGGUCAGACCCUUGAGAGGGGAAGAGAUGGAGUGAUAGAGAGAGGAAGGGAGAGACACUGGAUAUAAGAGAUAGAUGGCAUGGAAUUAUAAGAGGAAAGAACAAUAGAGUUUGGGUGGAGAGAGAGAGAGAGAGAGAGAGAGAGAGAGGACAAGGUUGAUAUAAGACUGAGGCCAAAAGUGUAUGUGGCUUUUAAGAAGAGUCAGAGAGUCUAUUGAAACAAGAUAAGCAACUCAGGAUAUGAGGGUGAUAAGACUGUUCCAUGCAUACCUAACCAUUACAGCAAUGGAGAAGUGAUCACAUUGAAAAGCUCGCCUACAAGAUCUCAUGCCAGUGUUUUAAAUGUGUUAUAAACACAUACUUUUAAGGUAUGCUGCUGCACUGCAGUUCAUUUGAUGUAUUACUGUGCAACUGUGGCAGCCAGCACUCUCAUGCUUUUGUAAGCAGAAUGACACUUUGACACCCCCACAUUUUCUCUCUCUCUCUCUCUCUCUCUCUCUCUCUCUCUCUCUCUCUCUCUCUCUCUCUCUAUCUCUCUCUCUCUCUCUCUCUCUCUCUCUUUCCCUCCCUCCCCCUUCUUUCUCUAUUCCUCCCCCUUUCUCUCCACUCUCCACCACUCCACCACUGUUUGUUUAACAAGCUUGGCUCAGGCGCAGGGAUCUUCAGUCAUGCCUGCAGUGUUGACGGUAAAUGACUCAAUUUAAAUCCGAGAGCAAACAGGCAAAUCAAAGCCAGCUGAGCUAGGCAAAUAUCACAGUUCAUCUCAAGCCCCUUCUACCCAUUGUGAGAGCAGGAUCUAGGAACAUUAGCCCAGUGCUAAUAGCUUUGUUCACAGCUCUCCGAUGGAAGCAGAUACACUAAGUCACAAAAUGGGGCAGGACAUUUGUGGUUGUUAGCAGAGGCUUAAACAAAGGUAAAAUGGCCUUGACAGUGAAGUGCUAUGUAGUAACAGGGUUAUUACCCUGUGGUUGUUAAAGGAACGUGUCUGUGCGUGGAUGUGUGUUUGUGUGUGUGUGUGUUUGUGUGUAUGCGUACGUGUGUGUGUACCAUAUGUGUGUGUAGGCCAUUCGCAGCAUGAGUCUGUGUAUCAGUACUGUGAUGACCAGAGGGUAAAAACAACGGGGAGAUCAUUCUGCCUCCUCAACAUCCACUGUCACUUUCAAUCCUUUUGGUUGUGAAACCACAGAUAAAUCGCCAUUCAGGUUAUAUCCAGCAGGACACAGAGACCAGCGGGAGAGGAUCAGGAUCAGGAAAAUAUUUUCGACCUGGCCUGUCUGGUUCUAGUUUGUUCUAGGAGCCCUGCUGUUACCAGUUCAGACUUGUGCCAAAUGAGAAACAUGCCUAUGUGAGAGGUAAUACCCAAAUAUGUUCAUAUAGAAAGAAUGCUCUCUUUGUAUGCAUACUUAAUGUUAGCCAAAGAUUACUGCAAACUUAAUUUAUGGGGUCUUGAUAUCUCUAUACACCAUUAGAUAUCUUCUUUACCCCCUGUCCAUGUCAAGAUAAACCAUCUUUGAAUCUCAAGCACCUUCAUUCAUCAGUCUCCAUGUCCUGUCCAGAUCUCAAUUCUCUGUCGUCCCCCCCCCCCCCUCUCUUUCUCUCUUUCGCUCUCUAUCUCUCUCUGAAGCUUCAGCUCAUCUGUUUCUCAUUUCCACUGGCGUAGCUGCUUGGAAUGUGGCCAUGUUUUUAAAGAUGAGUUAUUACGCCAUUAAUACAUACUUUACCCAACACAAUUUGAAGUUGGCCAAAGUGGAAAGACACACAGCAGUACAGCACUGUGUUUUAGAUAAGGAACAUGGCUGUUUUGGAUUACUUCGUUUAGUAUGGUUUCAUGCAUACUUGGAAAGUAGGUUACAUGAAAGAUUCCUCGGUUUUGGAAAAUUAGUUUGAAAUGUUAGUUAUCUUUUUCUGUUUGUGAUAUCAAGGGGCUGAUCAGAUUUAAUGGCAUAUUUUCCUCUCUAAAUGUACUGUAAAUGGCCCUCCAGUGCCAUUAUUUAAAUUUCCUUAGUAGAAAAAAGAGGAUAACUUCUUUAUGGAAACUCUAACAAUAAUAUAUUCAACUGCUUAUAUAUAUUUUAAUAUGAGAAUAUUAUGGUUCUAGAUACUGUUUUGUUUCCUAAAGUUAGGAUCAUAAUAUUAUGAAUGCCAAACCAUAAUGAUAGGUUUUGGUUUAUUAAGUCGAAUGGGAUAAAAUACAUUAGCAUUUCAAGAUGUUAUAUGGCAUUUUCCUAAAUUCCCAAGAUCAUGAGGUUUUGAAUGAUAUGCAUGAUGAUUAGUAACAUACUGUACCUAAGGUCUCUAAGGACCGUAUGAAUAGUAUUAACCACUGUUAGCCACAAGACGGCUACUCCAGUUCACAGUCCACCAUAGGGAACACAUUGUUGAGAUUAGGAAGAAUGUAUCAUGCGUAAUGUCAUUGGAUCAUGUUUUGAUGCACUUAAGAGGUCAAACUUUAUUGGAAAAUGUUUAUUUGUAGAACACAACUAGGCCUACCUCAAGGGAGUUGAUACAAUUCUUCCUAUCACAAAAUUAAAUAGGCAUUUGUGUGUGUGUGUGUGUGUGUAUGUGUGUGUGUGAGUGCUUGUGCGUGCGUGCGUGCGAACAAGUGUGUAAAAUAUGUAUUUUAACUCCUUUCUGACUUUGUCAAUAUAGAUAAGGGUGUCAGUUUGUUAUGCUGUGUCAUCAAAACGUAUGUGUAUGAGUCUGUUCAGCAGUAGUCUUUACUGACUGUGUUUCCCCUGCAGGUGGCGCCAGUGAAGCCUUGUGUGUUGCAGCUGUAGAUCCUGGUACGUUUUCCUUCACUGCUGCCCAACAUGACCAGUUCCCCUCCUGA